Cordyceps militaris CM01 is the source of this 1791-nucleotide messenger RNA. RefSeq names its product metalloreductase, putative. The coding region runs from base 1 to 1791 and encodes 596 amino acids. Gene Ontology annotation, molecular function: ferric-chelate reductase activity. The transcript is spliced from 2 exons. Gene Ontology annotation, biological process: intracellular iron ion homeostasis; copper ion import; iron ion transport. Lineage: Eukaryota; Fungi; Ascomycota; Sordariomycetes; Hypocreales; Cordycipitaceae. The record is from RefSeq and is a predicted model, not a curated record. Gene Ontology annotation, cellular component: plasma membrane.
AUGGGAUGGCCAUAUGAGUUUGUCAGCCUGACGCCCGAGCAGAAGCACGCACGGCGCGAGGUGCUCGAUCGGUAUGGCUUCCUCGCGCACUGCUCGGCGCUGGCCCCGGUCCUCGUCUUUGGCCUCGUCCACCUCGCCCGGCUGGCGUACGCCUACGCCACGGGCACGCUGCGCGGCGUCGACGGCCAGGGCACUUACGCCGAGAUCCCCAACUCGCCAGCCAUCAAGGCCAGGGAGACGACGGCGACCAGGAAGCUGCACACGACGUGGGCCAAACUCUGGUGGUGGAUGGGCGAUGAGGUUCGCGUCGCGGGCACCAGCUGGGGCCGCAGAGAGGAAUGGGUUCUAGGGCUGUCUUGGACAGCGUGGUUGCUGCUUCUCUGCACUCUAGAGACCGGAAAAGACUACUUUCACGUUACGAAGCGCUUUGGCAUCGUUGCCGUAUCGCAGCUGCCCAUUCAAUACCUCUUAUCCCUCAAGGCUAUGAAUCCAUUUGCAUGGGCCUUAACAUCAUCGCAUGAAGAAGUCAACAAGUACCACCGCAUCCUCGGCCGCAUCAGCUACGGCCUCGUCCUCGUCCACCUCAUUCUAUACAAUGUAUACUACAUCAUAGCCGGGAAGUGGGUGGCCCGAUUCUUCGCGCCCGUCAUCUUUUGCGGAGUAUUGGCCUCGCUGCUAUUCCACGCUAUUGCCAUUACGUCCAUGAGAAGGAUUCGCGAGGUUGCCUACCGUCUCUUCUUCAUUACCCACCUGGUCGGCGCCUUCUUUGCGCCGACGCUGCUCAUCUUCCACGCCAAGUCUGCGCGGUGGUACGCCAUUGAAUGCUGCAUCAUCUUCCUGUUCGACCUCGCGGUGCGAAAACGCUACUCAACCGUGGCGCUGGCCACAAUCGAGGCCAUCCCCGGCACUACCCUCGUAAAGGUCACCGCGCCACUUCCACCCGGACACCUGGAUGCCUUUCGCGGCGCCCCGGGAUCCCACGUCUAUGUGAGCCUGCCCACAGAAGGCCGCAAGGACUCAGUCCCCUCCUCACAGUCCGCGCUCUUUGACUACUCGUACAACCCAUACUCGGUCGCCUCUCUUGUCGAAGACGCUGAUGCCAUUGGCUUCGUGGUGCGCAAACGGCGCGGCGCCAUGAGCCGCGUGCUCGCAGAUUACGCCGCGGCCACACCCCUCGCCGACACCCCCGACAACGCCAAGGUGCGCCUCUGCAUCGAAGGGCCCUACGGCGCGAUGGCGCACAGGUACCGCGCCCUUCUCACCAGCGGCGCCAGCCGCGUACUCUUCAUCGCCGGCGGUGUCGGUGCGACCUUUAUCCUGCCCAUCUACCAGGCCGUGCAGGCCGAUCUGCCGCUCGCGCGGCUGCAGAUGGUCUGGGCCAUCCGCACCGCCGGCGACGCGACGUGGGCCGUACCUCCCAGCGCCGUCGGCGGCAAGACGGUGCUGAGCGACGAGCGCAUCCAGCUCUUCCUGACGGGCGACGUAGCCGCAGUGGCGGCCGCCGAAGGAGACAGCCACGGCGAAGGCGGCUCCGCGGUGGAAAUGCGCCCGCUGCCACCCUCGCGUCGCGCGCUGGGCGGUCGCGCACGCAUGCACAAGGCGCAGCAGAACAGGCGGCGGCCCGACUUUACAAAUAUUGUCGACGAGGCGUUUAGGCUCAGCGCGCAGGGCGUCGUCGCCGUCGUGGUCUGCGGGCCCAAGGAGAUGGCGGACGAGGUCCGACGCUGCGUGCGCCCGUGGGUGAUGAAGGGCCGCAAAGUUUGGUAUCACAACGAGAGCUUCGGAUGGUAG